GAAUGAAAGCACCCAGAUACUAAAUAAUCCAAAUGCUGGAGUUUACUUGGAAAAAUUCCUCUGCAAAACCCUAUCUAAAUCAAUUACGCCUUGGAGAGAAGAAAUCCCAUACCCCAGACUCAGAACACAUCAUAAUUGGUCAACCCCAGUUGCAAAAUUUUGAUUCGUCUUUGAUUCCUUCAAUUCACAUUUGUUUAACACCAAAUUGAUCCGGGUCUUCCCAUUAAAAUACUCUUGACUUCAGGAUAUAUAAAAGCUCAUCUUUUUGUUGGUGAUGGUAGACAAUAAAGCUAUACUCUCGUUUCCUUCUUAUUCAUCUUUUCCUCCCAUGUCGGUUUCUGGCAUCCAGGGUCAACUUCUCGAGGUUACUGUUGUUGGUUGUAAUAAAUUGAAAGACACCGAGUGGAUUUCUAGGCAAGAUCCCUACGUUUGUCUCGAGUAUGCUAGCACCAAAUUUCGUACGCGUACUUGCACAGAUGGUGGAAAAAAUCCAACGUUUCAAGAGAAAUUCGUGUUUACCUUGAUAGAAGGAUUGCGGGAGAUCUCUGUUGUAGUCUGGAACAGCAAUACUCUCACUUUCGACGAUCUCAUUGGCAGCGGAAAGGUUCAGUUGCAAAAAGUUCUAUCUCAGGGCUAUGAUGAUACCGCAUGGCCACUCCAGGACAAGAAAGGAAGGUAUGCUGGAGAAGUUCGACUGAUAUUGCACUAUGCUAAUGCCAAUAAACCAGCGGCUAACCAUGCUCCAUCUGCGCCACCAUAUGCGGGUACACCGGGGCCUCAAGUUCCUUUGUACUCAACACCUCCAUCAGUAGCUUCUUAUCCACCGACAAGUUAUGCUCCACCACCUCCUUAUUCUUCAUAUGCUCCAAACUCAGCAGGAUAUCCCCCACCGCCAUAUCAUCAUCAGCCAGCUGCGUACCCUCCAUCAUAUCCGCCAACAUCAUCAUAUCCGCCACCAUACUCAAGUUAUCCCCCACCUCCCCAAGACCCGCACUAUUAUCCUCCCGGUUCAUAUCCUCCACCUCCUUAUCCUCCUCCACCAUUCUAAGACAUGCUUUGUUGUACAGCGAGCCAAGAAAAGCAGCCGACUUGUUGUCUGUUAGUGCGAGUUUGUACUUUACACCUAGUAGUUACUGUAUCUUUUUAUUUCUUCCCUAAUUGUACCUUUAGUGUCCAAUGUUUAUGUCGUAGAUCGGUGUUGCGGACAUUGUUAUAUGCAAGGAAAAUGUUGUAAGAAAAAAAGGAGCGAUAAUUUGUAUUUUUUCAUUGGUUGGUUGACUGGUUCUAUGAUCCUUGGAGAUAUAUUGUCCGUGGAGAAUUUUUUAUAAAAAUUUAUGUUCUAUGACAGUGGUAAAGUCGAGUCACUAUAA
Messenger RNA from Sesamum indicum (sesame), 1370 nucleotides. Its product is annotated as Calcium-dependent lipid-binding (CaLB domain) family protein. Lineage: Eukaryota; Viridiplantae; Streptophyta; Magnoliopsida; Lamiales; Pedaliaceae. The record is from RefSeq and is a predicted model, not a curated record.